Paramacrobiotus metropolitanus is the source of this 2971-nucleotide messenger RNA. RefSeq lists its product as uncharacterized. The record is from RefSeq and is a predicted model, not a curated record. NCBI's taxonomy places the organism in Eukaryota, Metazoa, Tardigrada, Eutardigrada, Parachela, Macrobiotidae. The transcript is spliced from 7 exons. Bases 638 to 2704 code for a protein of 688 amino acids.
GUAAUUUGGCCGGCACACCGUGUACACUGUCAGCGCGGCUGUUUGCUUCUCGCGCAUUUCCGCCAGCCAUCUCCCGUUAACGCAAACAACCGGCAUCGCUGUCCCACCUUAUCAGCGCCCUCCCCGCAUGCUUUCGUGUUGAUCCCGGCGGAAGAACAAGCAGCGAUAAAUGCCGGUGCACCGUGAUUUACAGCGUGUACAGGCGUGAUUUACACGUAGUGGGUGUUGCGAAAUCUUGUCCCGCGAGUGAUGGUGGGCGUCGGUGUUGAUUUAAGCGACAUGACCGCUGCGUGCACUGUUGACUAGCCGGCCAGUUGUAUUAUACGCCAUGGUACGGAAGACGGCCGCUGUUGCAUGAGCGCUGAAUAAAUACAGACCGUCAUUGCCGGUGCCGGCCACGCGGAUGCCGGAAACGGCGAGAAAACUGGUAUUUUCAUCGUAUUUCUCCGCCACUCGACGGCGCAGCUUGACUGACGGAUUGCCAGCAACAAGCGCCACUCGGCAUCUGACUCGGCCACUUCCCACUCGGUGUCAAGUUUACACGACACACCGAUCAAUUGCACGGAUCCGCUCGUAGCAAUCUCUAUACGCAUCUCCCUUCAUUAACGCCCUCUUGCUUGUAAUUGCUCAAUCUCGCAUGAUGGAUCGACCGUCCAAGCCCAAGAAAAAAGGCUUCUCCAUCUUCCCCUGGGACUGGAAUGAUAAGCCGGAGAAACGCCCGCCGCCCAAGCCCGCUGCCGGGAAGAAGGAGCGGGACGCCAAGAGCGCCACGGUGUCGUCGCGCACCUCCCGCACCAAACCGUCCAGCGCCGCUGACCUCCCGCCGCAGCCGGCGCCCCGCUCCAAGCGCCCGGGACUCUCCCUGUCCCCCUCGCGUACACGACCGACGGAAGUAGUCAAACCCGAGAAGUGCCGGGACGCCUCCCCGGUGCGGACCCGGAGGAGCGAGAGCCCGGUGGUGGUGCGCCGCGCCCAGCCGCCCUCGCCGUCCACCUCCAGCGCGCGUUCCUCCGUGGUGAAACGGGAGCCGGUGGUGGAGCGGGUGGUGAUGCGGGAGACGGUGAGCAAGCGCGCGGCGGACGGGGGCGGUGGGCGGCGCGUGGAAGUGGUGAGCCAGCCGGUCGCGGUUCCGGUCGCCAGCGUCAAGAGUGCAGUGAAGCCGGCCAGCGACAAGGACGGCGUCCGCCCGACCAGUUUGAGCAUGACGCUGACGGGGGCCAGUGUGCCGGCGCUGUACGGUAGUGCGUGGGAUACCGGUCGCACCGGCAUCGCCUCCAAGGAGUCGGCCAAUCUGACGUUUGAGGGAGCAGUGCUGGUGCUGAUCCGGCUGCGCAGGAUCGAGUCGCAGCUGCACCGCACGCGGGACCGCUUCGUCAAGGAGCUGGAGCUGUUCCGGGGAUGGAGCGACGAGCGUUACGUGUACGUGCUGGAGCAGAUCGCGAAAAGCAAUCAGCAGAUGGACGAACUGGAGCCGCUGAUCGCCUCCCUGGAGGCCUUCAUCAAGGAGCAGCAGAGCGGGCCGCUCUUCGUCCCGGAGCACGAGGUCAUCCGCUACCCGCUGCUGCCGACGGCCGCGCAGCCGCCGCCACGGCCACCGCCCGCCGGCCGCGACGCCGUGGAGCGGGAGCUGGACGAGUUGCGGCGCCAGGUGCGCGAGCUGCAGGUGGAGCGCGAUUAUUACAAGAGCGGCGGCGAGAACGAGUACGAAGUGUUGCGCCCGGGACGGACGGCGCCCGCCGCCGGGGCGGGGACGGUAACGAGGGAGGACACUGUCAGCGCCCGCAGUUGGAAACUGGCCAGCCAUCCGCGUGAUGAGCCGGCUGCCAGUGUUACGCCGGCGCCCUUACCCGAAUAUAAGGGAAAUAACGGACUGCGCACCCGUUCCGCCAGUGAAUCCAGGGAGAAGCUGACGGCCUCAGCGUCCAGCAAGCCGCCGCACGCCCAGCCCGUGGCCCGCCCGUCGGCCCCCGACCCACCAGUGCGUGGCCACGCCCACAGCCACAGCAGCGCCAGCAGCAGCGCCGCCAGCGCCAGCGACGAGGUAUCGGUGGACGAGCCGUACAUGAGCCGCUACGCAGACUUUAACCCGUCGCCGGAAGAGAUGCCGACGGAGUUCGAGCGGAGUCUGAGCCAGCUGCAGGAGAUUAUGAAGGAGCUGGAGGAGCAGCCGCGCCGCUGCCCGAAUCUCAACUGUUUCGCCUCCGACCGGGACUCCCCGGAGGAGGCCGAGAGCCUGAAGGUCCUGUACCACUACUCCGCGCCCUCGCCGCCGCCCAAACAGAAGAGCGCCGCCCGCCGGCGCCGACACCACACCAUCUCCUCGGCCGCCGGUCGGGACAUCCUGGAGGCGGUGCGCAAGGCGGCGGACGACCGGGAGCACUACGCCGUGCCGGCCCCGAGCGGCAGCCAGAUGGAGGAGAUUUCCUAUGAUUUGCAGCUGCGACUGGAUUCCCCCGAGAAGAUUUAUAUUCCCGAGCGCUUCACGGAUUUCGAGGAGGAGCCGGAUGAUGCCAGUGUGAAGCGGGAGCGCCGUCUGAAGGCGGAGAACAUCCGCCGGAUGCUGGCCACCCCCGCACCAGGCGAGAGCGAUCGCCAGCAGAAGGAGCGCGAGAAGGUCCUCUUAAUGACGCCCAUAUUAGCGCGCGAGGUCACCGAGCGCAGCCGGCGUUUCGCCCGCCAGGCCGGCCGGCAGAAGGCCCUCUGAGCCGGGCGGUCAUCCUGGACUACACUGCUCCGCUGGACAUAACGCUGGUCACGUGACCGGCACAUCUUUUUCUGUGUUUUCUUAGUGCGAAUGUAUUUGGUGUUUUGACAAGUUGAUGUGCAAAGUAUGCAAUUAUUGUAACAGUGAUUUCUGCCUGCCGAUUUUGGCGGUUUGACUUUGUUAUCACGUGUACUCUGUGCGUGCCUUGACGCUACCUUUACCAAAUUACAAUAAGUAAUAAAUUCCACAAUGUCUUCCUACAACAAA